Messenger RNA from Leucoraja erinaceus (little skate), 5748 nucleotides. Its product is annotated as protein-arginine deiminase type-2-like. The transcript has 17 exons. Gene Ontology annotation, molecular function: protein-arginine deiminase activity; calcium ion binding. Gene Ontology annotation, cellular component: cytoplasm. The record is from RefSeq and is a predicted model, not a curated record. Bases 2165 to 4123 code for a protein of 652 amino acids. NCBI's taxonomy places the organism in Eukaryota, Metazoa, Chordata, Chondrichthyes, Rajiformes, Rajidae.
UAGAGGGAAGGUCAACCGACACUGGGUAUUGUGUAAUGAGGAAGGAUUAGUUAACAAUCUUGUUGUGCAAAUCCCCAUGGGAAACAGUGACCAUAAUAUGGUGCGAUCCUGCAUUAGGAUGGAGAGUGACACAGUUAAUUCAGAGACUAGGGUCCUGAACUUAAAGAAAGGAGACUUUGAAGGUAUGAGAUGGGAAUUGGCAAGGAUAGACUGGCUAAUUAUACUUAGAGGGUUGCUGGUGGAGAUGCACUGGCAAAGAUUGAAAGACUGCAUGGAUGAACUGCAGAAACUGUUCAUCCCUUACCAAUAAAACUGGUAAGGAGGCUCAACCAUGGCUAACAAGGGAAAUCAAGGAUAGUGUUAAAUCCAAGGAAGAGGCAUUUAAAUUGGCCAGAGGAAGCAGCAAACCAGAGGACUGGGAGACUUUUAGAAUUUAACAGAGGAGUUAAUUAAGAGGGUAAAAUUAUGAGGGGUAAAAAAAGAGCAUGAAAGAAAGCUUGCGGGGAAUAUAAAAACUGACUAUAAAAGCUUCUUUAAAUAUGUAGAAAGGAUAAGAUUAGUGAAGACAAAUGCGGGUCACUUCCAGUCAGAGACAGGUUAAUUUAUAAUGGGAAACAAGGAAAUGGCAGAACAGUUAAACGAGUACUUUGGUUCUGUCUUCACUAAGGAAGACACAAACAAUCUCCCAGCAAUACGAGGGGACAGAGGAUCUAGUGGGAGGGAGGAACUGAAGGGAAUCCACAUUACUCCGGAAAUGUGUUCGGUAAACUGUUGGGACUGAAGGCAGAUAUAUCCCCAGGGCCUGGUGGUCUACAUCUCAGAGUACUCAAUGAGGUGGCCCUAGAAAUCAUGAAUGCAUUGGUGAUCAUUUUCCAAUGUUCUUUCGACUCUGGAUCAGUUCCUGUGGACUAGAGGGUAGGCAAUGUAAUUCCACUUUUAAGAAAGGAGGGUGAGAGAAAACGGGGUAUUAUAGACCAGUUAGCCUUACAACGGUAGUGGGGAAGAUGCUUGAGUCGACUAUUAAAGAUGUUAUAGCAGCGCAUUUGGAAAUCAGUGACAGGAUCGGCGUUGGGACCCCAGUUAUUUACAAUAUAUAUUAACGAUUUAAACAAGGGAAUUAAAUGUGACAUCUCCAAUUUGCUGAUGACACAAAACUGGGUGGCAGUGUGAGCUGCGAAGAGAAUGCUAUGAGGCUGCAGGGUGACUUGGAUAGGUUGGGUGAGUGGGCAGAUGCAUGGCAGAUGUAGUAUAAUGUGGAUAAAUGUGAGGUUAUCCACUUUGGUGGCAAGAACAGGAAGGCAGAUUAUUAUCUGAAUGGUGCCAGAUUAGAAAAAAGGGAGGUGCAACGAGACCUGGGUGUGCUUGUACUUCAGUCAGGCAGGUAUAGCAGGCAGGGUAGAAAGCUAAUGGCAUGUUAGCCUUCAUUGCAAGAGGAUUUGAGUUUAGGAGCAAGGAAGUCCUACUGCAGUUGUACAGGGCCCUGGUGAGACCACACCUGGAGUAUUGUGUGCAAUUUUGGCCUAAUUUGAGGAAGAACAUUAUUGCUAUUGAAGGAGUGCAGCGUAGGUUCACCAGGUUAAUUCCCGGGAUGGCGGGACUGACAUAUGAUGAAAGAAUGGGUCGACUGGGGUUGUAUUCACUGGAAUUUAGAAGAAUGAGAAUGACAAGGGUUAACACUGGUUUGGUCUUCAUGGGAUUUCCACCAGGGAACAAAUGGUUAUUAGUGAGCAGAUAAUAGACAGUUCGCACAGUGGCGCAGCAGUAGAGAUGCUGCCUUACAGCACCAGAGACCUAGGUUCGAUCCUGACCUUGGGUGCUAUCUGUAUGGAGUUUGUGCGUUCUUCCUGUGAUUGCGUGGGUUGCCUUCCACAUAAGUUCAUGAGAUAGGAGUAGACUGAGGCUAUUCGGCCCAUCAAGUCUACUCCGCCAUUCAGUCAUAGCUGACCUAUCUCUCCAUCCUAACCCCAUUCUCCUGCCUCUCCUCAUAACCUCUGACACCUGUACCAAUCAAUAAUCUAUCUAUCUAUGCCUUAAAAACAUUCCAAAGACAUGCCGAUUUCGAGGUUAAAUGGCCUCUGUGAAUUGUUCCUAAUGUGUGUAGAAUAGGACGAGUGUAAAAAUAAAGUCUAUACUUUCUUACAUUGCAGAAGACUAAAUCUUCGUCAUGUCCAAUCAAAGAAUUGUGCACCUGGAGUGUGGGAAAUCAACCCAAGUACUUUAUGUCCUCGGGACUGUAAUCAACAUUGACAUUUACAAACCAUCUCCCCCAGGGUGUCGAUCCUUUGAAGUCACCACGAGCCCUGGUGUCAAUUAUUCCAUCUCAGACAAACAGAAUGGCAGCGUUGUCACUCAUCCCGCGAUUCGCUGGGCUCUCAUUAAAGACAGCUUGCUUCGUGUCACGGUGGGCCAAGUAAGCUCAGCUGCCAAUGAUGGAAAGGUUAAGAUUACAUUUUAUGGAGACGAUUUGGAUAAACCGGUUGACAAGAUGACCCUGGAGCUCACGGCAGUCUACGUGUCUUUGGAUGUGGAUGCCGAUCGCGAUGGAAUAGUUGAAGAGAAUAAUCCUAAUAAGAGUUCUUGGAUGUGGGGUCCGGAAGGACACGGAGCUAUUCUCCUUGUGAACUGCGACAAGGAAUUGUUAACUACUUCUGAACCUGACAACAUGGAUGAUAAAGUUUACACAUUUGAAGACCUAGCUGACAUGUCACGUAUGAUCAUAAGAACUGAAGGACCAAAGCUUAUGCCAGCUGGGUACACACUCAAUCUGCACAUUUCACCUUCUGAUAAAAAGAAAGUCCAACUCUUUCGGCAUGAGAUAUCAAGCGUGACCAGUGUGUUGGGCAGAACCAAAGAAUUGACUGCUAUGGAUUUUACCAAAGGCCACAAUAAGAUUAUUUUCUCUGCUGAAGGGCUUGCGUUUCCAGAUAAUAAGACUGCUACUUUGGUGACCUUCAACCUCAGCGUGGUUAACCAACAGCUUCCUAUUUUCACUGAUCAAGUUGUACUUCAUUUUGCUCCAUGGAUUAUGACUCCUAAUACUCAGGCUCCCGAGGAGGUGUAUGUUUGUAGCUCACCGGGAAAUGAGAAGUUCCUGAUAGAAUUCAAGAAGUUUGUGCAGAAAGCACAGUGCAAGCUAACAAUCUGCCCUGUAACUGAGCAUGCCGGUGACAUCUGGAUGCAGGAUGAAAUCGAGUUUGGUUACAUAGACGCUCCACACAAGUUCAUGAAUAUAGUGAUGGAUUCUCCUCGAAAUAGGGGCCUUAAGAAUUUCGCCUACAAAUUCCUCUUGGGCCGAGAUUUUGGACGUAUCGACGUGAAAAGUGACAAAAUAGCGGAUUCUUUAGACGGCUUUGGAAAUCUGGAGGUCAGCCCUCCUGUGACAGUGAACGGCAAGGAAUAUCCGCUGGGCAGGAUUGUCAUCGGAAGCCACCUACCCAUCCACCCCGAUGGGAGAAAGAUGGUAAAGGAGACCCAGGACCUUCUGAUGGCUCAGUCUGUGCAGUCUCCCAUAAUACUAUACUCGGACUGGUUGCAUGUUGGUCACGUCGAUGAGUUCAUGACCUUUGUUCCAGCGCCCGACAGAAAGGGUUUUAGAUUACUUCUCGCCAGUCCCCUUUCGUUCUACAGUCUGUUCAAGAGGCUCCAGAAAGAAGGUCAUGGAGAAGCUAUGAUGUUUGACAAUGCAUACCGUGACCCAAUUAAAAUUAAUGACAUCCUGAAAAAUCAAGCGUUGCAUGAAAGAAAUACCCAUGUACAGCAUUGCAUUGAUUGGAACCGAGACAUCCUAAAGGUGGAAUUGGGAUUAGAUGAAGCAGAUAUCAUUGAUAUCCCAACAUUGUUUAAGCCAACCAAAGCCAAAACCCAUGUAGGAGCUUACUUUCCAGAUAUGGUGAACAUGAUAGUUCUUGGCAAGUACUUGGGAAUUCCAAAACCCUUUGGGCCGCUGAUCAAUGGAGAAUGUGCACUGGAAGCUGUAGUGCGCUCAGCAUUGGAACCACUUGGCCUGGAUUGUACCUUCAUUGAUAAUUUCACCUCCUACCACAUUGGGCAGGGAGAAGUUCACUGUGGUUCCAAUGUUCGUCGCAAACCCUUUACUUUGAAGUGGUGGAACAUGGAGAUAUAAUCACCAGUUACAGUUCCCACAUGUAACAAGCAUUGCCUUAUUUUUCUGCAGCUUUGAUAACAGUGUAACCUACUGGAAAGUCUAUUACCUAAUGACUUGGAACCUGUGCUCAUACCUUCUCAGGACGUAGGAAGUUAUUUUGUCCAAUAGUCUAUAUCUCAAAGCAGUCCCAUCAAUCCUAAUCUCCCACUCAUUUAGUCAUACAGCAUGGAAACAGGCCCUUUGGCCCAACAAGCCCAUACCGGCCAACCUAGCCCACACAGGCCAACAUCAUUUCUAUUAAGAUUUAUCUCAUGGUCUAGAAAUUAAAUCAUCAGAGCUGCUGCUAUUUAUACCAGCAUCUCAGCACCAAAAAUAAACAUUAGAGGGUGGAGUUUGACCGCACUCAGGAAAUUGAACAAGUCCUCUUUACAAUUUAGACUUCCGAGAUACAGUGUGGAAACAGGCCCUUCAGCCCACCAGGUCUGCACCGACCAGUGAUCACCCCGUACUCUAGCACUAUCCUUCAAUUUUACAAUUUUACCAAAGCCAAUUAACCAACAAACCUGUACAUUUUUGGAGUGUGGGAGGAAACCGGAGCACCCGAAGAAAACCCAGCAGGUCACGGGGAGAACGUACAAACUCCGUACAGACAGCACCCGUAGUUAGGAUCGAACCCGGGUCUCCGGUGCUGUGAGGCAGCAACUCUACCGCUGCGCCACCGUGCCACUAAAGGCUUGGGCCCCCUGGCAUGAAUUUCCUUGAUUUCAGUGUCAGACACUGUUUACCGCUUUGUGAACUGCCAAGGAAUUUAGUUCAUGUUGUCCCAAGAUCACUCCUGUCUGGGACCCCUGGAAAUUCCCAGCUCGGUGCUGGACUGAGAUCUCACAGAGAUAGUUCCACUGGUUGUCCUCAAUCAUCUCCCUCUGCCCAAUAACCAACGCACCAUAGAGAAGCACAAGGGGCAGGCCCAUGUGUGCCUCGUUUAGGUCUACAUCCACAGCUCCACUCUGCCAGUGCUCUGAUCCCAUUAAAGGAAGGUUUAAAUGGGUUGUAAAUGGUUGAGACUAAAAGUCCCUAGGUGUAAAUAUUACCAGCAAUCAGUCGUGGACCAACCACAUUGAUACGACAGCCAAGGCACACUAACGCCUCUACUUCCUCAGGAGACGGAGGAAAUUCACCAUAUCUCCAUCGCAAAAAAUUGCAGAAAGUCAUGGAUGUAGCCCAGUCCGUCACCCAGAUCAGACUAACCACCAUUGAUUCCAUCUUCCCUUCAUUCUGUCUUGUAAAAGCAUCCAACAUAAUCAAAGACUUGUCCCACCCCGGCCAUUCCUUCUUGACCCCGCUCCCAUUGGGGAGAAGGUACAGAAACCUUAAAGCGCGUACCACCAGAGUCAGGAACAGCAUCUUCCCCUUUGUUGUCGGGCUUCUGAACAGUCCUUCCAUAAAGUAGGAGACUGUCCGAUUCACCUCUACCCCAAUGCGGACAUUAGACUUUCUCUGGAACUGCUACAAUGCUGAGAACUAUAUGAUUCUUUGUAAUUUGAUUACGUUAUAAUGCCUCUACUGCUUGCAUUUAUGCUUUGAUUGUAGUGUUUACUUAGCUUAAUAAACUUAUCAAUGAAUUGCAUUGUGUUGCUCUCUGA